Acanthaster planci (crown-of-thorns starfish) is the source of this 3068-nucleotide messenger RNA. Its product is annotated as mitochondrial import receptor subunit TOM40 homolog. Gene Ontology annotation, molecular function: transmembrane protein transporter activity. Gene Ontology annotation, biological process: protein import into mitochondrial matrix. Lineage: Eukaryota; Metazoa; Echinodermata; Asteroidea; Valvatida; Acanthasteridae. Gene Ontology annotation, cellular component: mitochondrial outer membrane. The record is from RefSeq and is a predicted model, not a curated record.
GCAUCUCCAACAAUGCCGAGUCCUCCAAUCCCUGGCAUGCCACCGGCUCCUCCGACUACAGCGGCCGCACCGAUCCCAGGCAUGCCAGGGAGCCAGCAGCAGCCGGCGACAACGAACGGUGCCGCCGGUGGAAUACCGAAUCCGGGUAGUUUCGAAGAUUUAUUCAAGAAAGUUAAAGAGAUUUUUCCUCAGCCCAUCGAGGGCUGUAAGCUGGUCAUCAACAAAGGGUUGAGCAACCACUUCCAGAUCAGCCACACGCUGUCCCUCGGCGCAUUCAGCCCAUCCUCGUAUCACUUUGGGACGACGUAUGUCGGCACAAAACAAAUCAGCCCCACAGAGGCAUUUCCAGUCAUGCUGGGAGACAUUGACACCAGCGGCAGCCUUAAUGCGCAGAUCAUUCACCAGCUAGCCAACCGGUUACGAGGGAAACUGGUCGUACAGACCCAGCAAACAAAGUGGGCAGUCUAUCAGGGAGAGCUUGAAUACAGAGGGCCGACCUACACGGGCACCGUGACGGCGGCCAACAUCAACCUGCUGGAUAACUCAGGCAUUGUCGUGGGCCACUACCUGCAGAGUCUCACCGAGAGGCUGGCACUGGGCGCGGAGGUCUUGUUCCACUACGGGCAGGGACAGCGGGCGGCUGUUGUGUCACUAGCUGGCAAAUAUUCAACUGAUAAAUGGAUAGCCUCAGGGACCGUCGGUAUGACGGCGUGUCAUGCAGCGUACUACCACAAGGGUAAAGACGUCCAGUAUGGUGUAGAAUUCGAGAGCAACUUCCGAGCUCAGGAGAGCGCCGCAGCGUUCGGCUAUCAAAUAGAUAUUAACCAAGCCAAUGUUACAAUGAAAGGCAUGGUAGACUCCAAUUGGACAGUGGCUGCUGUCAUGGAGAAGCGGUUACAACCUCUACCAUUCACGUUCCUCCUCAGCGCCGUCCUCAAUCACUGGAAGAGUCAAUACCGCUUUGGCUUUGGCCUCAUGAUAGGCUGAGGUCUAAGGUCGUCACUAGGUAGCCAUUUUUUUGUAUUGGUACAGAGUUACAGAAAUAGAAAUGGGAUUAUCUGACCUGCCGUUGUUACUGUCUUUUUGCAUAAUUAUUUGAAAAUCCCAUUUUACCCACCAUGGUUCCGUUUUUAAUCUCAGCCUGGUAAUUGUGUAUCUUCCUCGUAAUAUAGAUGAUUCUAGUCACAAUGGUAACGCUAGCACUGGCCAUUCACAGUGGCCCCCGUCAAUGGUGAUAAGAGUUGUGAGUACUCUCUGAAGGAGACACUGUGCUGUGGCAGUUCCUCUUUGUCUUUGGCCAUUGAAGGGGGCCAUUACAAAUCCGCAGCAUUAACGUUGCUGAAUUGUCUACAGGAACGGGGCACUGUACGGGGCAUUAUGAUCGAUCGCAAGUCACUGCUAGUCCAUCACAAGUCAUCUAGUCCAAGGCCAAGUCACAAGCUAUUCAGAUGGAUGGACUGAGACAACAGCAUUCCUCUGUUAUUGUUAAUCCUGUUACUAGUGAAUGGGAUUAUCACCCCACGGCAGGCCUCUGUACCGAUGAUGACACACUCUGUUUACAUGGAGCCCAUGGGGUCCACUCAGUGCGCUGAGCACUAUAGGGAAAGCACGCUCCUAGAUAAAAUGUGGCGCUAGUGCAGACGCCUUUCAAAAGGACUGGUGAUGGACUUGACCACAGCGCUGGUACACGGGACCUUGCACAUUACGAAACUGCAAAUCCACUCCAUGAACAAGUACCUUGUCACCUGUGACAGCAAGAGUGUCUUGGUGCCCUGUAUGAACACAGCACAGAUCCAUGCAAUGUCUGGUGUACUCCAUGCCAACCGAUAGUUGACCGCAGGGGGUGCAGUUCCAGGAGUGGUGCAAUUACGGGCGUGGUUUCAAGAGAUAUCACUGAACGGCAUUAGAGAGAAAAAACCUUGCUCUCUCUUUCGGACACAUGACCUGCAGGAUUCAAAGAGUUAGGUGCAUGUAUUCAUUCUUGUUCCACUAUAUUUUGUUGGAUUUGAAUAGACCGGUCUGAGUGGACACCCACACUGCGGUGGCACCACUCUCGUGUUUAUCUUGGGAACUUGAGCAUGUGUACCGUUUUGAAAGUCACAACACCCUAUUGGUCGAAGAGGAAUGUAACACACACAUCACCUGCAUACGAGAGUAACAUGCCACCGCAGUAAUGACUUCAGUUCACUGAGUUCAGUAUUUGAAAAAAACCAAGGUCCGUGGGGAACAAAGCAUGCGCAUGAGUCUACGUAGGGCCAUGCCAAGAGGGCAGACCUCAUCUGCAUGUCAGUUGGACGCUGUUGGAGUACCAUUCUGGUCCCAGUUCCUGUAUUUGUCUGUCCAGAUAGCGUAGUGUGUCUGUGUCCUAUUUGCCCUCACACGUCUGAUUCAAGGAAGAUUACUGGUAAUACGGAAGAGCUUUCUUUUUCCACUGAAUCUAAUCAAGCCAAUUUGUAACAUGUGACAAAAUAACAUAAGGAACACAGUAUAAGAAAAUCGGUAGUUUUCCAAAGAGCCGGUCUUGUUCCAAUAACAUUUCUAUUUAUGAUUUGCGUGUAAUUAAUAAAUUUGGUAAGUUCCUGUUUCUAUUUCUGGGGUACUUUGUUUCAAACUUGGUAUGCAAAUAUUCAGAACUUGGAUCAUUUCAAUAAAAUUAUAACCUUUUUAAACAUCCGUUACACUGAUUGAAAUGGUACUUGUGUGGGUCGUAGAGUACGUGUGGAAAGCACAUGUUGUUAAGACACUGGAAACAUUUGUUUUGACAUAACAGUUGUAAAUUCUCAGCUUUUGUUCUGAAGAAUGUUUUGUAGACUGCCGCUUUUAUUUAUGGUGCAUCUUGAUCAGAUGUUAACAGUGCAUUAAAGUGUUUGUUUCAAACUUUUUUUUUUUCCUGUAUAAUGGCUUGGCACUUGCUUCAUGGAUCCAGCUUAUAUGCCUCCACUUUUUGUUUCAAGGAAUGUUGCUUACAGCAAGGGUCAUUGGCUGGUACACAUGCCCACCUCCCAUAACUACUAGAAUCUGUGAUUUUAUGGCUGAAGCAGCGAUGGUAAUUCUUCAUCACUGCCAAA